AUGCGCACAGACAAAAGUCUGUGCAAAAAUAGAACUCUUUAUCUAUUUAUCUAUCUAUCUAUCUAUCUAUCUAUCUAUCUAUGUUUCCUUUUUUUUUUAUUCUCUUUGUUCUAUUUUUCUCUGUCGUUUUGGUUCUCCAUUACUUCUCCAAAUUCCGAUUAUAAUAUUUUUUUCUCUUUUCGCCAUGUUGUUUUUCUCUCUCACACACACUCUUUCUCUCUCUCUCUGUUUCUUUCACUCUCUUUCUCUCCCUAUUUCUCUCACUCUUUCUUUCUUUCCCUGUUUCUCUCACUCUUUCUUUCUCUCCCUGUUUCUCUCACUCUCUUUCUCUCCCUGUUUCUCUCACUCUCUUUCUCUCCCUGUUUCUCUCACUCUUUCUUUCUCCCUCUGUUUCUCUCACUCUUUCUUUCUCUCUCUGUUUCUCUAACUCUUUCUUUCUCUCUCUGUUUCUCUAACUCUUUCUUUCUCUCUCUGUUUCUCUCACUCUUUCUUUCUCUCUCUUUCUUUCUCUGUUUCUCUCACUCUUUCUUUCUCUCUCUGUUUCUAUCACUCUUUCUUUCUCUCCCUGUUUCUCUCACUCUCUUUCUCUCUCUAUUUCUUUCUCUCUCAAUUUGUGGCUUUCUCUUUCUCUCUCUCCUCCCUUUCUAA
This is a messenger RNA of Acanthosepion pharaonis, 648 nucleotides long. NCBI's taxonomy places the organism in Eukaryota, Metazoa, Mollusca, Cephalopoda, Sepiida, Sepiidae. The record is from the annotation of a GenBank genome assembly.